Molecule: messenger RNA, 1005 nt
Organism: Panicum hallii
Lineage: Eukaryota; Viridiplantae; Streptophyta; Magnoliopsida; Poales; Poaceae
Exons: 2
Coding region: 236-832 (198 amino acids)
Source: RefSeq, a predicted model, not a curated record
AAAUCACUAUUGGUUUAUUGCCCUUGCCAAAGAGCCAUAGGAAAGGGACUUGAAUCUCUUCAUGCUGGUGCCAUGGCGAUCGUGAAAAGAGCCCAACUGCCGGGUUUGCAACAGAGGACAAGCUCGUGGUAGGAACGGAUCGGAACCAUUCAGGACACCAAGGAGGAAGCUGCUUAGGCCUAGUUCGUUUUGGCCCGGAACGGCUCCGAACGUGGACAGUUCCGGCCGGAUUGAUAUGGUUUGUAUCGAAUUUCGACCCAAUACGGAAUGGUUGUUCGGUUCAGACCGGUCAGGUUUCAAUCCGCGGCUCAUCUCGGCCAUUCCAUCCCUGCUGCGGCCCCGGAAUGAAACUUGGCCUCUUACCCUGCGGAACGGAAUCGGUUGGCGGCGCGAGGCGAUGGCGAAGGCGCAGCGGCGAGACACGGCAACCACCGCGUCGGCGACGGCGACCGCGUCGGCGACGGCGACCGCAUCCCGUUCGACACCCACGCUCUCCGCCCCUUUCUCACCGCCGCCGGUGGCAGCUGGCAGCUGCGUCCGUGCGGCAGGAACGCCGUCGCGGCCAGGCAGGAGGCCAGCGCGGAGGACGACGAGCGCCGCGGGGGGCUCUCCUGCCGGGUACGCGUACGGCGCCGGUGGACCCCUGCUGGGCAUGGUGCCACCCGGUGGGUCGUGGGCGCGGGAUGGUCGGGCCCCGGCGGCCUGGGCAGGGGGCGAUCUGCGGAGGACCCCGCCGGCCUGGGUGGUGUUCGUGUGUGGAAGCAGCAGGCAGCCUGGUCUGGCGGAAGUCUGGAUGCGGCGGACGGCGGCUUCUUCUUUUUAUGAUGUGUGAGAUGAUGGUGAUGGUGGGUGGGUGGCAUGUGCUGAUGCGGAUCGCAAGGAAAGCAAAGCUAUUGAUCACUGUGAGAGUGAAGUGCAGUAGCUUGCUUUUCAUUUGUUUCCCGGGAAACUUGCUGCAGACGAGACCGCUAGCAAACUCGAUGCUUGCUUGCUUGCUUGCUUUCA